Euleptes europaea (tarantolino) is the source of this 1718-nucleotide messenger RNA. It is a transcript of the gene RIOK3, whose product is annotated as RIO kinase 3. The coding region runs from base 1 to 1551 and encodes 516 amino acids. Gene Ontology annotation, molecular function: protein serine/threonine kinase activity; ATP binding. The record is from RefSeq and is a predicted model, not a curated record. Gene Ontology annotation, cellular component: cytosol; preribosome, small subunit precursor. The transcript is spliced from 13 exons. Gene Ontology annotation, biological process: protein phosphorylation; maturation of SSU-rRNA. Lineage: Eukaryota; Metazoa; Chordata; Lepidosauria; Squamata; Sphaerodactylidae.
AUGGAUCCUGUAGGAGUCGCCGCUGUUGCGCCCUCGGUUGAGACGAGCCAGGGCCCCAAGUGCCCAUGGGGAGCUCCUAAAAAUACCACAAUAGCAUGUUCCCUUGCUGAUGUAAUGAGUGAACAACUAGCUAAAGAGCUGCAAUUGGAAGAAGAAAACACAGCUUUUCCAGAAGUGGUAUCGGUUGUUGAAGGACCAUUUAUUACUGGGGAGAAUGUGGACACUUCCAGUGACUUGAUGCUGGCACAGAUGCUUCAAAUGGAUUUUGACAGAGAGUACGAUGCACAACUUCGCCGUGAAGAGAAAAAGUUCAAUGGUGACAGCAAAGUGUCCAUAUCUUUCGAGAACUAUCGGAUGGUUCAUCCCUUUGAAGACAGUGACAGCUCUGAAGAUGAGGUUGACUGGCAGGAUACUCGGCAUGAUCCAUACAGAGCAGAUAAACCCACUACUACUCCCAAAAAAGGUUUUACAGGAAAGGGAAAAGAUAUUACUACCAAACAUGAUGAAGUUGUUUGUGGAAGAAAGAAUACUGCUCGGAUGGAAAAUUUUGCCCCUGGGUUUCAGGUCGGUGAUGGCAUUGGUAUGGAUCUAAAACUAUCCAAUCAAGUCUUCAAUGCCUUAAAACAGCAUGCAUACUCUGAGGAACGUCGCAGUGCCAGGCUGCAUGAGAAGAAGGAGCAUUCUACUGCUGAGAAAGCAGUAGAUCCUAAAACACGCUUACUUUUGUACAAGAUGGUCAAUUCUGGGAUGCUGGAGACCAUCACUGGCUGUAUAAGCACUGGAAAAGAGUCUGUUGUGUUUCAUGCCAAUGGAGGAAGUUUGGGUGAUGAUGCCGCACCUGUACCUUCGGAAUGUGCCAUAAAAGUGUUUAAGACUACCCUUAAUGAAUUUAAGAAUCGUGAUAAGUAUAUCAAGGAUGACUAUAGGUUUAAAGACCGUUUCAGCAAACUGAAUCCACGAAAGAUAAUCCGCAUGUGGGCUGAAAAAGAAAUGCACAAUUUAACAAGAAUGAGGAAAGCAGGUAUUCCGUGUCCACAAGUGGUAACCCUUAAAAAACAUGUCUUGGUCAUGUCCUUCAUUGGUCAGGAUCAAGUCCCAGCUCCGAAACUAAAAGAAGUAAAACUCAAUAGUGAAGAUAUGAAAAAGGCCUACUAUCAAGUUCUUCAAAUGAUGCAGCAGUUAUAUAAAGAGUGCAGUCUGGUUCACGCUGACCUGAGUGAAUACAACAUGCUGUGGCAUGGCGGACAGGUCUGGUUAAUUGAUGUGAGUCAGUCUGUGGAACCAACCCAUCCGCAUGGGCUUGAGUUCUUGUUCAGGGACUGCAGGAAUGUUUCACAGUUCUUCCAGAAGAAUGGUGUAUCUGAAGCACUCAGUGACCGAGAGCUCUUCAGUGCUGUCUCGGGUUUAAAUUUUACAGCUGACAAUGAAGCAGACUUUCUAGCUGAGAUUGAAGCUUUGGAGAAAAUAAAUGAAGAUCAUGUACAGAAUCAUGGGAAGAAGGUGUCUUCAUUUUCAAAUGAUGAGGAUCCACCAACAUUUUGCAACAAAUAGCAUUUUGAAUGAACUCGGAUGUUUCUUACAUCUGUCAUUUAGUGCAGUGACUCAACGUCAUUUGCCAAAGGCAACGGAAAUUAUGGUCAACUCGGCAUGCCAUAAAUGAAACUUCAGGGAAUAUGCGUUGGUGUCAGUUUGUUUUUCAGAAAAGUUCACGUUAAGCU